Messenger RNA from Drosophila serrata, 540 nucleotides. RefSeq lists its product as uncharacterized. The record is from RefSeq and is a predicted model, not a curated record. Lineage: Eukaryota; Metazoa; Arthropoda; Insecta; Diptera; Drosophilidae.
AUGGCUCUAGUAGUUGGAUGCCUUAUUUUCCAGUGGCUCUUUUGCUUUCUCCUCCUGGAAGCAGCUGAUGAGCCGCAAAUUGUCAACAAGGGCAAUACCCGGAUUAUAGUGGAAUCGUUUCAAACGAGCUGCGACCACGACUAUGUGGAGUAUUUCAAAAAGGUUCCAAACUCCGACUUCCUCUACCAUUUUCGUGUUGUCAAAUUGGCAGCUGCUUUUACCAUCGACAUAACCAUGAAAGUGCAGAAAACCCAUAAAGUUUUGUACAAGACGGAAAAUAUAAAUGGCUGCGCAUUUCUGAACAAUCCGCUGAUGAGCCAGGUGUUUGCUGCCACCUACAAAAGCCUGGUGGUCAAUGACAGCUUCUUCAAGUGCCCCAUUAAGCCGAAGGUUUACUACCUCCAGUACAAGGACAUAGUUCCCAUUCCCGGCUUCCAUCCAGCAGGACGCUUUCAGCUCACAACGCGAGUGAAAAUGUCGAAAAGCCGGCAUCCGUUCGUCAUGGAAGUUAUGUGGAAGUAUAAAGUUGUUCGUCUCUAA